Anoplopoma fimbria (sablefish) is the source of this 1312-nucleotide messenger RNA. RefSeq names its product progranulin-like. The coding region runs from base 74 to 949 and encodes 291 amino acids. Gene Ontology annotation, cellular component: extracellular region. Lineage: Eukaryota; Metazoa; Chordata; Actinopteri; Perciformes; Anoplopomatidae. The record is from RefSeq and is a predicted model, not a curated record. The transcript has 6 exons.
CUGAUUUGCCUUAUAAAGCAGGAGGAAGUGUGAGACGAAGGGCAGUAAGCUGUUGAAUCACUUCUCUUGCAAGAUGUUGAGGGUGACUCUGUGGUUGUUGGUGGGAGUGUUUGUGUGGGGGUUUGCAUCCUGCUCCAUCACAUGCCCGGAUGGGAAAGUCUGUACUGAUUUCAACACCUGCUGUAAGACUAAAGAUGGAUACAGCUGCUGUCACUAUCCAAAUGCAGUGUGUUGCUCUGACUUGGCCCACUGCUGCCCAUCAGGGUUUCAGUGUAGCUUGGAGAGCAUGAUGUGUGAGAAAAUCCCGUGGAUGAUGAUACCCAUGGUGAAGAAAGACGCUGCAGAGGAACCAAGCCGUCCCGUUCUACCUGUUUCUCCCCUUCAAGUGCCAGACCAAAAAAAGAGCUCAGUUGUUCAUUGUGACAACUAUUACAUGUGUCAUGAUGGCACUACCUGCUGCAGACACCCAACAGGUGCCUGGUUCUGUUGCCCCUACUCUCCUGGAAGGUGUUGUCUGGAUGGCUACCACUGUUGUCCUUAUGGCUACGACUGUGACCUCACAUAUACGCAAUGUGUAAGGCAAGGACUGAGAUAUCCUUUCACCCCCAAACAAAGUAUGGCGUCAGUGCCUGCCUCUCUCAUUUCGCCUUCAGAAGGAAAAAGCAGCAUGCAAGAGAGACCAAUGACCGCUCUGACAGAAGCCAAUGACGUCAUCACUGGAAAUGGAGUCAUUCGCUGUGAUCUCAAGUUUUACUGCUCAGCAGGGUUCACUUGCUGCAAAACACCCACAGACCAAUGGAGCUGCUGUCCCUACCCACUGGGCCAGUGUUGUACAGAUGGUCAGCACUGCUGUGAGUAUGGUUAUACUUGCGACCCCACCUCCCUGUCAUGCAGAAGAUGGUACUCUGAGAUCCCCUCUGGAGCUCAGAAAGACGCCAAAACAGACUGAGGACAAGUUUGUGCACUGUGGCAGCUGUGCCAUUAUUUUGUACAUUUUCCAGAUCAAAUCUAAUGCAUCAUAAUCAGACCUGGAUGACGGCUGAAUGACUGAUUAAUGUGCCUUCAACCUCAAAAAAUGAUUUCUCUCCAUGCUAAAUUCCUUUUAGAUAAACGUUACUGUCAUCUGUUUUGGUUCUCACAAGUGAUGUGAUUCAAACAUUUGUUUUGUAGCCUAUCUAUUGCUGUGGUUUAGGAACUGUGUUGAGACUGUUUAAUCUGAAGUCUUGGAGAAUCUUCAAAUCAUUUCAUAAUAUUUUCUAAUGAAGCAGGUAACUGAACAGUUGCAAACAUAUGAGAUUUUUUUAAAUAAAGA